This is a messenger RNA of Pelmatolapia mariae (spotted tilapia), 654 nucleotides long. RefSeq lists its product as uncharacterized. Lineage: Eukaryota; Metazoa; Chordata; Actinopteri; Cichliformes; Cichlidae. The record is from RefSeq and is a predicted model, not a curated record. The transcript is spliced from 5 exons. Gene Ontology annotation, biological process: response to bacterium. Bases 1 to 654 code for a protein of 217 amino acids.
AUGAGGAGCUUCGUCUUGAUAACAGCUUUGAUUUUCUGCAGCCUCAGAUGGAUCUUUGUCUCUGGCUCUGAGGUUCACACUGUGAAGGUCCAGCGUGGCGAAGAAGUCACACUGCAGUGCUCCAACAUUUCCACAAGUCCAACACAUACAGAGUGGUUCAGAGUGGUCAACAUGACUAAAACGAGCUGCAUCUCCUCUAUGUUUGGGUCUCAUGGCCAAGCUUCUUUCUGUGAUGGAUUUCAAAAUGGAAAAUUCAAUAUGAGUUCGAAUGUCACUUCUGUCUUUCUUAAAAUAACAGAAGUGAGUUUAUCUGAUGCAGGGCUGUAUUUCUGUGGAUUUUACGUGGAUGUGCAUAUUAUUAUUUCCAAUGCAGUAGAGUUAAGAUUUGAAGAAGAGCCUGAAAGAUGCAUAAACCUGAUGAGCAUCGUGCUGGGUGGUCUGACUGUUUUACUUACUAUGGUGGUCAUUGUUCUGGUUCUAAAAGUCAGGAACCUACAAACAGCUACAGAACCUAAGGAUGAAGAACACAAGAACAUGAACUCAGAUGAUCUGAACUACGCAGCUCUGAGUUUCCAGACAAAAGCUAAAAGAAGCCGCAGGCCUGCGACACAGAGAGAGCCGGAGCCUAACGUUGUGUAUGCUGCCACACGAUAG